Trametes versicolor FP-101664 SS1 is the source of this 2072-nucleotide messenger RNA. RefSeq lists its product as uncharacterized. Gene Ontology annotation, biological process: protein sumoylation. The record is from RefSeq and is a predicted model, not a curated record. Lineage: Eukaryota; Fungi; Basidiomycota; Agaricomycetes; Polyporales; Polyporaceae. Gene Ontology annotation, molecular function: SUMO ligase activity; zinc ion binding. The transcript has 9 exons. Bases 12 to 2072 code for a protein of 686 amino acids.
CCUUCUCCUACAUGGCCAACCAGGAUGCUUGGGCAGACUUCGAGACGCUCCGACACAACUUGAAGUCGAACAAGGUCGAGCAGCUCAAGCAGAUCCUCACCCUCUUCAACGACGAGUGCCACACCAAUCUCACCAAGACCGGCAAGAAGCAGGACCUCAUUGACAAGAUCACCCGCGAGCUAGACCAGUGGAGACGCAGCGAGAGUGUGGACUUCUGGGUACGCGCAAAAGCCAUUAUGCAGCGGGUUCGGCACAGCGGAUACUACGCGCCGCGGGCGAACGGCGAGUCGUCUUCCUCCUAUUCUCACCAACACAACUACGCGCCCCCCGCCCCCGCCGCUGUGGCGUACCAGCCGGCGACCUCCUCCUCCGCCCCCAUUGCACGAUAUGAUCCCUACGCCACAGCUCGACGGCCAGCUGCUGUACCUACACCUGCUGCCGCAUUUUCUGCUGCCAUUCCCGCUCCCGCGCCUCAGCCAGGCAUCCAAUUCCGGUACUCCCCCUUCUUCAAGGUAGAACGCCUUAUCUCGGCGAUUGUCGAAUGUCCCGAGUCUACGAGUUCCAUGGACCGUCGGUCCCAGUCCUUGUCGUUCUCGCUGCAGGCCGAUGUAGUGGCUAAACUGAACUCCACCGAUCGCAAAUACCAGCUGCGGCUGUAUUGCACAUCGUCUGUGUUCUACGCCGUACCCACCGCCUUCCGCAAUCCUACCCCUCAACCAUGCCCCAUCGAAUUCCCACCCACAUGUGAAGUGCGCGUCAAUGGUGUGCAGCUCACCGCGAACUUGAAAGGCUUGAAGAAGAAGCCGGGUACCGCGCCUCCCCCCGAUCUAGGCAAGGCCACACGACUCGCCUUCGGCCAGACCAAUCGCGUGGAGAUGAUAUACGUGAACAGUCAGCAGCCCACGUCGCCCAAGAAGUAUUACCUUGCUGUGAUGUUGGUUGAAGUCACUAGCGUGGAUCAACUCAUCGAUCGAUUGCGGAAGGGCAAGUACAGGUCGAAGGCUGAGGUGCUCGCAGAUAUGCGAAAGGCCAACAUCGACGACGACGAGAUUGUUGCAGGUCAUCAGAAGAUGUCGUUGAAGUGCCCCUUGAGCUAUAUGCGUAUCGUAAUACCGUGCCGGUCGUCGUCUUGCGUGCACCCGCAAUGCUUUGAUGCUUUCUCGUGGUUCUCAGUUAUGGAACAGACGACGACUUGGAUGUGUCCCGUGUGCGAGAAGGUUCUGAAGACGGAAGACCUCAUCAUUGAUGGGUACUUUGACGACAUCUUGAAGCAUACGCCGGAGAGCGUGGAAGACGUCAUAGUCGAGGCGGACGGGCAAUGGCACACGGAAGAUAACAAGCAUGGGUCGGCACAGUGGACCGCGGCACACCCACCUACAGUUAAGAAGCCAGUCGUUCCGGCGAAACGUGCUCCUUCUCCCGUUAAGCCGGCGACGAAUGGAUUCGAUGCGAAGCCACGACCAAGCAACGCUGAGAUUGUCAUCUUGGACUCCGACGAGGAAGAUGAAGACGAGGGACGCGUCAAACGCGAACUUUCUCCGUCCGCAGACUCGGCAGCGCUCCCUCGCUCGAGUCAGUCCGUCAGUGUUAGCAGCUCUCAGCCGCCCCGCUCCCAAGCCACCGACAUCAUCGACCUCACGCUUGACUCGGACGAUGAAGAACCGCCUCCACCGCCACGACGCGCAGUCCCUGUGACGAAGAAGCGGAAGGAGAUGGACGACCUGCCGUCACCGACGGAGCAGAUCUGGAAGAAGUCCCGUACCGACAGCGGCCCCUCGUCCUCAAUCUCCCCCGCGCAGGACAGACCGACGAUUCGCGCAUCAGACCUCCCCGCACCCCCUCUAUCAGCACUCUCGUCGCAGCCACGGUACAGCGUCUCGCAGCACUCGUCCGGCCGGGCGUCCGGGUCGCAGUCAUACGCUUCGUCGAGCGCUCUACCACUUCCUCCUUCUCUUCCUCGACGUCCAUCCACGUCGACUCAUGACAACUUCCGUAACACACUUCCUCCCUUGACCUCGUACGCCCCGCGGAACAGCGCUGGCGGUAGCUCCUCGCCGCAGAACUGGCGUUGA